This is a messenger RNA of Lytechinus variegatus (green sea urchin), 1521 nucleotides long. Its product is annotated as serine/threonine-protein phosphatase 6 regulatory ankyrin repeat subunit C-like. The coding region runs from base 88 to 909 and encodes 273 amino acids. Gene Ontology annotation, molecular function: protein binding. The record is from RefSeq and is a predicted model, not a curated record. The transcript has 8 exons. NCBI's taxonomy places the organism in Eukaryota, Metazoa, Echinodermata, Echinoidea, Temnopleuroida, Toxopneustidae.
CUGCCAUGUAAAGCUACUGAAACAACUCUGUAACUGAGGUACACACUUCGUACCAGUGUAUACAAUUCACGGUAAAAAGAUGAUCGUAUGCAUGCGAUCUUGGGCGAGAAGAUGGCGACUUCCAUGGACGCUAAAGGCGUAACCAAGAAGGCAUCCGGUGAUGGAAUUAUGCGUGAUCUGCAGAACCAGUUGCGUACAGCUCACAUCAAUUUGCCAGAUUUGUCAACAUUAGCACAGAAGGGUGAAGAACAGUUGGUUGAAAAGUUUCUGUCAGAGAGUGUUGAGGUGAAAGGAGAAACCGGAGAAGUUGUUCAAAGUCAGCUGUAUAUUGCUGCAUUUUGGGGCUUUCAUGAUGUUAUUAAGGGGCUGCUAGAUGCUGGAGCUGACAUCAAUUAUCAGAAUAAAAACACGCUGUGGACUCCUCUUCACGCUGCUGCAUUUCAAGAGCAUGGAAAGGUUGUAAUGCUGUUACUACAGAAUGGAGCCCAACCAGAGCUACCUGAUAUGGAAGGAAGAACACCAACAGACUUUGCUUCAGCCUCAAACAAGAUCUGGGCUCACUUUGCUGCCCUGGGCUGUCCACGCACAUCAAAACAAGAUCUCAUAUCAAAGGGAAUUAUUAAAAAGAUUACAGGGUGUGAUAGUCGACCUGGAAGUGGUUCUCGACCAGGAAGCGGAUCCCGACCUGAUAGUGGGACCAAAAUAGUAUCUGGAAUAAGAAUGGCAUCCUACUCAAGACCUGAAUCUGCCUAUGCUAUCAGACAAGAUCCAUUCUCUAAGGGAAAAAGUAACAAUUCAUCUCAGAUGUCGGCCAUAUUGGGAGGAGAUGUUCUAGCAGAGGAGGAUGUGUCAUCAGCAUCCAGUAAACAUGCAGAGGGUCAACCAGCUUUCUCUGUUUGGAGGACGUGAAAACCAAUGCAUUGGACCAAAGUACACUUAUUUUUACAUAGGGAAAAUAUGAAUUCAUCCCUGCCUCAAAAUAUCCUUUUUAUAUCGCCUUCGCUGAUCUAAAGUGUUUGCUGCUAUUUAUUCACUCGUUCAUUAUGAGAUAAAAGCAAAUAAAGAGCUUUUUUACAGACUGACUAAAAACUUGGCUCAUUUACAGCAUACAUGUAUGAUACAUUGAAACCUGUACUAUGAAGACUGCCCAAUGGAGACAAUUAUAAGCAGAUUUUUUUAUGGACAGAUUCUUGAAUACAUGUUCCAUUGUGGAGUACAAUGCAAAGUUAAAAGAUUCAUAUUUUUCACAUCAUGCAAUAUUAAUUGAAUAAACACAACUAAUUGUAUUCUAUAAUUCUUACUUUUUCUUCUUUGUCAAGCACUCUCAAUCUUGUUGAUAGGAGGGGAUUUCCCUGCAAUUCUGGAGGAGAAAGUUUGUAUUUUCAAGAUAUGUAUUUGCUAUGUCAUUCCUCAAUUUGUAGAAUAUGUUUGUGUGAUUGAUAGAGAUGUGUAAUUAGGCUAGAGCAUGCACUUACUAUGAACACUAAUACACAGAGGCUAAAAGAAUCUGGUAUUCAAAUA